CCUUGAACGAAUCGAGAUAUCGCUCAUUGUUUGCUGCUUAUAUCCAUGAGUGUUUGCAAUCUCUUUGCUUAUACAGUUAUACUGCGUUCAUAUUGCAGCAAUCUUCUUUGUUGAAGUUUUUCUUGUUAUACUUCGAUCAGAAACAAAAUUAACCAUUUUCAAACAAUCCUGGUUAAUUUUGCUUUGUCUUUCGUUUGAUUACUUCUGUUCCUUUUCCUUUUACCUGUACUUCAAAAAGAGCACCUCACAGAUAUCCCAAAAGCGAAGGAAACUACCUCACUUUGCUCGAAGUUCAUUUUCCUUUACUAGGGAGAUUGUAUUUCAUAUAUAUACUUUCAUCUUCUAAUUAAGCAAAGGAAUUGAAGAUAAACUGCUUCAUUCUGACUAGCUGAUGAUGGGAUACACGGCUAGCUACCAACCCCCGCAUGCAGUAUCCAUCUUCUGUGGAGGGAUGACCCGAACUUCAGUGCUCUAAACCUUCUUGCACCAACUCCUACAAGACAGAACGCAGACUCUUAGUUCAUGUCCUACGACCUGUUGAACCAGCACAAGAAUUGCAGUUUCUUCGUGUUAUUCAACUCGAUCUUCUCGCGGGUUUACAUUGAUUGCAUCAAUAAGCCAACCGAAAAACAGACAUGGAGAUUCUUAGUUCAGUUGCUACAAAAGUUGUCGACUAUGCAGUUGAUCCAAUUUUACGCCAGGGAGGGUAUAUAAUUCAUUGCAAAAGCAACCUUCAUACACUACAUACUCGAGUUGAGGAACUGGUGGCUACGAGAGGGCGGGUGCAUAAUGAAAUUGUUGCAGCUGAAAGAAGAGGUGAAACAAUCAACCCUGACGUCCAGUUCUGGUUGAAAAAUGUUGAUGACACCACCGGAAAAGCAGGCGAGUUGUUGAAAGAUGAACACCAGGCAAAGAUGAAGUGUCUCCAUGGCUUUUGUCCUAAUCUGUUGACCCGUCAUCAGCUAAGCAGAAAAUCAACAAAGUUGUUGGUGGAGGUUGUUGAAUUGAAUGGAAAAGGAGUUUUUCCAAGCAUUUCAUAUGGUGGUCGUGCUGAAGAGGUAUUUCUCACUUCUACCGCAGAUUAUGAGGCAUUUGAUUCAAGGAUUUCAACUGUGACGAGAAUCAUAGAUGAAUUGCAAAAACUUGAUACGAAGGAUUGGAUUGGGGUGUUUGGUAUUGGAGGGGUUGGAAAGACCACACUGGCGGAAGAAGUUGUUAGACAAGUUAUGAAAGAUGGGUUAUUUGAGGACGUGGUCAUGGUUCGGGAUGUGAAAGAGAAUCCAGAUAUUGGUCGACUUCAAAAAGAAAUUGCUGAAAAGCUAGGUAUGUAUUCCAAUGCUCUAGAAAGUCACUCUAAAGCUGAAAGAGCACGUCAGAUAUGUGGAAGGAUAAACAACAAGAAGACACUUGUUGUUUUAGAUGAUAUUUGGAGUUUCUUUGAUUUAAAAGAGGUGGGACUUCCAGAUGUGGCAACUUGUAAAAUAUUGAUGACAUCAAGAAGUCGAGAAGUAUCAAAAAAGAUGGGUGUAAAGAAAGAAUUUCAGCUUGCGGUGUUAGGGGAAAAAGAAAGUUGGAGUUUAUUUGAAAGCAAGGCGGGUGAUGGUGUUAAAGAUCCCGAUAUACAAACUGUAGCAGCCCAAGUAGCCAAAAGAUGUGGAGGUUUGCCAGUUUUAAUUGUCACAGUUGCAAGCAGUUUACGAAAUACUACUUUGGUAGAAUGGAAAGAUGCUCUGAGACGCCUGCAAACGUUUGGGAAAAGUGGAUCGACCAAAGAAGUAUUCCUUACUCUAGAGUGGAGUUAUGAUCGACUGGAUGAUGAGGAGCUCAAGUCGUUGUUCUUGCUAUGUGGAGUUGUUGCAUGGAAGAACUCUAUCUUUCUCGAUGACUUGUUCAAAUUUGCUAUGGGGUUGGGUUUGCUUAAAGGCGUUGAUACUGUGGAUGAUGCACGAAAUUCAUUGCUUUCAUUGGUUCAAAAGCUGAAAGGUUUUUCUCUAUUGCUAGACCAUGAUGACGAAGGAUUCGUCAGAAUGCAUGAUCUUGUGCAUGAUGUUGCUAAUGAUAUUGCAUCUAGGAAUGGACAACUCAUAUCAGUAGCAUGCGGAGCUGAGUUCAAAAACUGGCCAAAAAACUCAAAAUGCAGCAAGAUCUCAACCAAAUGCAGUAGUCUUGCUGAAGUUUCUGAAGUUUUGGGAUGCAAAAAAUUAGAAAUGUUCUAUUUGCGCUGUGAAGACGGGUACUACAUGCCGGUCCAACUCCCAAACAGUUUUUUCGCAAACAUGGAAAAUCUCAAAGUGUUGGGUUUAAGAAAUGUGAAGAUUAAUUUUACAUCUCUCAAGUUUUUGAAGAAUCUUCAGGCGUUGUGUUUAGAGCACUGCGAGGUAGAAGACAUAGCUCUAGUUGGGGAGCUAAGGAAAUUAGAAAUUCUCAGCUUGGUACUCUCCAGUAUUGAACAACUUCCCGAAGAAGUUGGAGAAUUGAGUAGUCUGCGAAUGUUGGAUUUGACCGGUUGCAAUUCCCUUAAAGUGAUUGCACCUAAUGUUUUAUCAAGAUUGACAAGACUAGAAGACUUGAGAAUGAGAAAUAGCAGUAUCGGAUGGGAGGCUGAUGAUGAAGGUGAGAGAAGAAAUUCUAGUCUCUCGGAGCUCAAGCACUUAUCUCUACUUACAGCAUUAGAAAUACAUAUUCCAGAUCCUGAUAUGCUUCCAAAGGACUUGUUCUCCGAAAAAGUAGAAAGAUUCCAAUCAUUCCAUAUAUAUAUUGGCGCAAUAUAUAAUUAUGAUGUAAGGAGCGUGAACACCUUGGCACUCGAGUUCACUACCGGCGACGAAUUGGACGAAGGUCUAAAGACGUUGGUGAAGAGAUCUGAUGAGUUGAGCUUGAGAGGGGGAGAUAAUUAUGUUAAUGAAAUUGCCUAUCAAUUAUCAGAAGGAGAAGCUUUUCGGAAAGUGAAGCAUCUUUAUCUAAUCCGACUAGAUUCUACAUGCAUCAUUGAUUGGAAGAUUAACAACCUUGAAAGUGGUUGCCUGUCAUGGAAUAACGUUCUUGUUAUCGUCUUCAGUGGCCAGAAGUUUAGAUUGAAGUCUCAGUACUCUCGAGAUAGGAUAUUGUGGAAGCAUGGAGGAGAUAGUAUCCGAAGUCAUGCUGAAUUUUCAUCAUUAGAGGAGGUAUUCAACCUAGGUGCUGACAAUGUUGUACCUUGCUAUCUUUUCGACAAAAAGGUAACAUUUCCUAGCUUGGAGACGUUAAGGCUCCGUAAGCUACCUAAGUUGAAGGCAGUAUGA
Messenger RNA from Fragaria vesca subsp. vesca, 3281 nucleotides. RefSeq names its product disease resistance protein At4g27190-like. The transcript has 6 exons. NCBI's taxonomy places the organism in Eukaryota, Viridiplantae, Streptophyta, Magnoliopsida, Rosales, Rosaceae. Bases 636 to 3281 code for a protein of 881 amino acids. Gene Ontology annotation, molecular function: ATP hydrolysis activity; ADP binding. The record is from RefSeq and is a predicted model, not a curated record.